AUGGAUCAGCAAGCUAGUAUUUUUUUUCGAAGGAACCACAGAGCUAGUAUAGUUUUCCGAAGGAAUCACCAAGGUUGUAUUACAGAAAGUGACUUGCAGCGCAUGCUAUUGGAUGAAACUGCAGAGCCCAAGCCCCUGCCAUUUUCGCUUUUGGAAAGAAUCACUAAUGGUUUCUCUUAUAAGAUGGAAAUUGGUAGAGGUGGUUUUGCGGUGGUUUAUAAGGCAAUGCUUGAGAAAGGUGUUGUCGCUAUAAAGAGGUUGUCCAAUACAUAUAUGUACGAGAACGAGUUCUUCCGAGAGGUUGAAUGUCUUAUGAAAGUCAAACACAAAAACAUAGUACGGUUCUUGGGAUACUGUGUAGACACACAAGGGAGUAUGACAAAAUACGACAGAAAAUAUGUCAUGGCAAAUAUAGAACAAAGAUUGCUCUGCUUUGAGUAUCUGCCUAAUGGAGGUCUUGAUCGUUAUAUCAAAGAUCCAUCUUGUGGACUUGAAUGGAUAGAUCGCUACCAUAUAAUAAAAGGAAUUUGCGAGGGCUUACAUCACCUCCAUCAGAUAAAUAUUGUGCACUUAGACCUUAAGCCAGCCAAUAUACUGUUGGAUGAGAAUAUGAAACCAAAAAUUACUGACUUUGGUAUUUCAAGGAGCUUUGACGAUGAUCAAACCCGGGUCAUUGCUACAAAAGUGCUAGGAACGACGGGAUAUAUGGCACCAGAAUUCGUUAGCCAUAUAAUUACAAAAAAGUAUGAUUUGUACGGUCUUGGUGUUAUAAUAAUGGAGAUACUGACCGGAGAGAAGAGCUGUCAAGGUGUUGAAAUGGUGCUCAAAAGUUGGAGCGAUAGAUUGAAUAUAUCACAGAGAAACCAAGAAUGUGAACAAAUACGGGUAUGUGUUGAGAUUGGGAUUGAGUGCACAGAUUUCGACCCAGCGAACAGACCGGUUAGUAUGAAGCAUAUAAUCGAAAGGCUUGCUAAAACGGAAAGGACUAAGGGCGCCGCCGGGGGAUCAGAUCCCGUCGCCCAAACACUCCCGCCCCCUGAUCCCCUCCUCUCCGCCGCUGCCGCCGGCGCCCGCCGCGGUGGCGGCCCCUGGUACCGAACGGUUCUAGGGGAGGUGGACGUGGCGGCCAUCUCCUCGAUGCGGCUGGGGCUGGGUUGUCGGAGACUGACGCGGGCGAUGGUCGAGGCAGCGUUCCCCGGCCAGGCGGCGGCGGCGCUCUUCACCGGGCCAUCGUGGCUGCAAGUGGAGGAGCUCUGCCAUGGGUCUAGGCUGCCCGCCUAG
Lolium rigidum is the source of this 1281-nucleotide messenger RNA. RefSeq names its product cysteine-rich receptor-like protein kinase 44. Gene Ontology annotation, biological process: protein phosphorylation. Gene Ontology annotation, molecular function: ATP binding; protein kinase activity. The record is from RefSeq and is a predicted model, not a curated record. The transcript has 6 exons. NCBI's taxonomy places the organism in Eukaryota, Viridiplantae, Streptophyta, Magnoliopsida, Poales, Poaceae. Bases 1 to 1281 code for a protein of 426 amino acids.